Molecule: messenger RNA, 2331 nt
Organism: Maniola jurtina (meadow brown)
Lineage: Eukaryota; Metazoa; Arthropoda; Insecta; Lepidoptera; Nymphalidae
Gene: 14-3-3zeta
Product: 14-3-3 protein zeta
Exons: 5
Coding region: 214-957 (247 amino acids)
Biological process (GO): signal transduction
Cellular component (GO): cytoplasm
Source: RefSeq, a predicted model, not a curated record
UCCCUUGCAGCAGCCAUUUUGCCCGAGCCGGCGACACGGUGUUGCAGUGCGGUUAGAUUUUAAUUCAGGAUUUUUAGCAAUAGAAAACUAUUGCUAAUUCAAAUGCCUUUAAAUCAACUUAAGUAAUUUCUUUCCAAGUUAUUGAACAAACUUCGAGACCCGGUGUGAAAUUAAACAGGGCAUCAGUAAUAUAGUCAUCUCAAAUCAUCAAAGAUGUCCGUCGACAAGGAGGAACUGGUGCAACGCGCCAAGCUCGCGGAGCAGGCGGAGCGAUAUGACGACAUGGCGGCCGCGAUGAAGGAAGUCACCGAAACCGGCGUCGAGCUCAGCAACGAGGAGCGGAACCUCCUCUCCGUCGCGUACAAGAACGUGGUGGGCGCCCGCCGGUCAUCCUGGCGAGUCAUAUCCUCAAUCGAACAGAAAACCGAGGGCUCAGAAAGAAAACAACAGAUGGCAAAAGAAUAUAGGGUUAAAGUAGAAAAAGAACUCAGAGAAAUCUGCUACGACGUAUUGGGUUUACUCGACAAACACCUUAUUCCUAAAGCUAGUAAUCCAGAAAGUAAAGUAUUUUAUCUUAAAAUGAAGGGAGAUUACUACAGGUACCUUGCAGAAGUGGCCACAGGAGAAACCAGAAAUUCUGUUGUAGAGGAUUCACAGAAGGCAUACCAGGAUGCUUUCGAAAUAAGCAAGGCGAAAAUGCAGCCCACACAUCCAAUCAGGCUGGGGCUGGCGUUAAAUUUCUCCGUCUUCUAUUAUGAGAUAUUAAAUUCACCAGAUAAGGCGUGUCAGCUCGCCAAGCAGGCCUUCGACGACGCGAUCGCGGAGCUGGACACGCUGAACGAGGACUCGUACAAGGACUCGACGCUCAUCAUGCAGCUGCUGCGCGACAACCUCACGCUGUGGACGUCGGACACGCAGGGCGACGGCGACGAGCCCGCCGAGGGCGGCGACAACUAGGGCGCCGCCCUGCCCGCGCAGUGAGGCGAGUAACAUUCGAGAACGUCGCGCGGCGCGCCGUCCGCGCCCGGCGCGAGCCGUCGCUUGUAAAAAAAAUGUUAAAAAUGUCGUUCGCGACGGACCUUCACGUUCCGUCUAAAAUUAAAUGUUAUGUGUCAUCUUUGACGGUUUUGUAUUUCUGUAUUUACACUGGAUUACAGAUAUCGAGCUGACCUGAUGAAUAUAAAUAUUUAUAACUUAAGUUAUUAAAAUUACGGUUUCUUAAGUUAAAAGUGUUUUCCUUUAUCGACUAGAGUAACGCGCGCCGUUCGGCCCCCGGCUACAUUCCUUUCGCCGCAUGUCCGCAGUGAAAUGGAGAAUAUGAAAUUGUUACAACUACGCCGAGUAACCUGAUGAAUUUAGAUUUUUCAUUACUAUUAACCUGCAAACAUGUAAUGGCUGUAUUCAAAUUAGGGCACAAAAAACUUGUUAGUGUCUUUUAUGUGGUUUUUGUGAUGUCCUCGACGUAAAUGUAAUACCAAAGCAAAUGUUAUUGUUGACAUUAACCAUUUUGUUGUGCCCAUCACCGAUUAAUUGAUAGCAUUCUGAACGUUUCAGGCAUUUAUUAGCAAAAUAGUUUUGUGAUGGACGAAUAUUGUAACAUUUCUGCUGCAUUUUAUCAGCCAUUAAUCUAUUAUAUUUUUCAUGUUUUCACCAAUAAACUUUUGUAUUAAAUACAAUUUUUAGUUUUAGAACCAAUAUUUAAAUAAACCGCCACCUAUUAACCCCAAAAAGAUGUUUAUCUAAACUAUGUAAUACUACGACGUAGUUUUCACCUUAUUCCAAAAACCUAAAAUUGUCACGCGUAUCACGUGACACAAAUUAUAUUUAUUAUUAUUUUCAGUUAUUGCAUUUAGAUUUUACGCUCAGCCAAAAUUGUUAUACAAAUUCUAGAGAAAGUUGGGUUUCGUAAUAUGCAUAUUUUUUAUAUCCUAACGUAAAGCUGGAAAAAUAUGUUUGGUCUUUCUUUUCAGACUGCUAGUUUGCGGUCAUGGGCUUAUUGAUCCUUGUGAGAACCACAUAAUGCGGGUGGCUUUUCGCCAUGGGUUGUGCUUCAAUGACGAUAUGAAAGUCAGGAUAAUAUGUAUUACUUAGUUUAGGUAUAGCAUAGGUGUAUAGGUUCGUGCUUGUUCAAUACUAAACUUUAAAAAAUACUAAAUAUACGUACAUAGUUUAUUUUCCCAUAAUCAUUAUUAAGGUUUUUGAAAAACUUAGCUACUAAUAUAAUUAUUUUAUUCUAGUACCUACCUACUACAUACUUAGUUUAAAAUUAAUGCCGAAAUUUUUACUUUUUACAAAUUAAACCACGAGAUCUUUAUUACAUACUUAAAGCUU